GAAGCUUGCCUUUCAGUUUGUGGGUCCUCCAUCACGGCAAGAGCAGCGAGAAACAGUCGUUGGAGGCUGGCGCCAAAUCAUGGAUCCGGUUUGGAAUCGACCUCUGUACGUCUCUCCAGUCAACGGCCGGACGACGUGGGGAGUGAAUGAGGUGAUAAGAACUGGUGGUCUGGACGACCUGCUCCUGAACAGAAGCUGGGAUCUGUGCUGCAUUGAUCCAGAAGCGCUGGAAAUCCAGAAGCAAGAUGACUGGUGCAUGAACGCCUGGGGCCUUGGCGAAGAGAAACUUCUCACUUGA
Messenger RNA from Symbiodinium pilosum, 298 nucleotides. NCBI's taxonomy places the organism in Eukaryota, Dinophyceae, Suessiales, Symbiodiniaceae. The record is from the annotation of a GenBank genome assembly.